Messenger RNA from Pyrgilauda ruficollis (rufous-necked snowfinch), 5682 nucleotides. RefSeq names its product eukaryotic translation initiation factor 3 subunit A (gene EIF3A). Lineage: Eukaryota; Metazoa; Chordata; Aves; Passeriformes; Passeridae. Gene Ontology annotation, biological process: translation reinitiation; formation of cytoplasmic translation initiation complex. The record is from RefSeq and is a predicted model, not a curated record. Gene Ontology annotation, cellular component: eukaryotic translation initiation factor 3 complex, eIF3m; multi-eIF complex; eukaryotic translation initiation factor 3 complex, eIF3e. Gene Ontology annotation, molecular function: translation initiation factor activity; mRNA binding. The transcript is spliced from 22 exons. The coding region runs from base 538 to 4659 and encodes 1373 amino acids.
CCCCGGCAAACCCCCUGUGCCCCCCGGCACCCUUUAAGGCUCAUUCGGACAAAGGGCUUCGUGGAAGGGGCCCCGCGCUCCCCUCCCGAUCCCGAUCCGCCUCACGGGCUCCAUCUCCCUAGGACCCCAUCUCACAUCCCCAAUCCCCCUUCCACUUCUUCCGCGAUUCCCCCACCAUCCCCUCCCGGUCCCGGUCCCAAUGCCCCGUGGCUCCGGUCUCAGUGCCGGCCCCGGUCCCAAUGCCCCAUGGCUCCGGUCUCAGUGCCGGUCCCGGUCCCAAUGCCCCAUAGCUCCGGUCUCAGUGCCGGUCCCGGUCCCAAUGCCCCGUGGCUCCGGUCUCGGUCCCGGUCCCCCCCGUCCCGUCUGGGUCCGCGCGCGCGCCGGGCGGGGUUUCCGCUUCCGCCGCCGCCGUCAGGGCGCGCGCGGGCCCCUUUCCCUCCCCUUCCCCUGCCGCGCCCUCCCUUUCCGGCCGCGCGUGCCGCCUGGCUGGAGCUCGGAGCCGCCGCCGCCCCGUGAGGAGCCGCCGCCGCCGCCAUCAUGCCGGUGUACUUCCAGCGGCCCGAGAACGCCCUGAAGCGGGCGAACGAAUUUCUUGAGGUUGGCAAAAAGCAGCCUGCCCUUGAUGUUCUCUAUGAUGUUAUGAAAAGUAAGAAACACCGAACAUGGCAGAAAAUCCACGAGCCAAUUAUGCUGAAGUACCUGGAGCUCUGCGUGGAUCUGCGCAAGAGUCACCUGGCAAAAGAAGGAUUGUACCAGUACAAGAAUAUUUGCCAGCAGGUUAACAUCAAAUCUUUGGAGGAUGUUGUUCGAGCCUAUUUAAAAUUAGCUGAAGAAAAAACAGAAGCAGCUAAGGAGGAAUCCCAGCAGAUGGUACUGGACAUAGAAGAUUUGGAUAACAUUCAGACUCCAGAAAGUGUUCUUUUGAGUGCUGUAAGUGGAGAAGACACUCAGGAUCGUACUGACCGCCUGCUUUUGACACCCUGGGUUAAAUUUCUGUGGGAAUCCUAUAGACAGUGUUUGGAUCUUCUCAGAAAUAAUUCUCGAGUAGAACGCCUGUACCAUGACAUUGCACAGCAAGCUUUCAAGUUCUGCCUGCAGUACACGCGGAAAGCGGAGUUCCGCAAGCUCUGCGAUAACCUGCGGAUGCACCUGGGGCAAAUCCAGCGGCACCACAACCAAAGCACAGCCAUCAACCUCAACAACCCUGACAGCCAGUCCAUGCACCUGGAGACCAGGCUGGUGCAGCUGGACAGUGCUAUCAGCAUGGAGCUGUGGCAGGAAGCUUUCAAAGCAGUGGAAGAUAUUCAUGGACUAUUUGCAUUGUCUAAGAAACCGCCCAAACCACAGCUGAUGGCAAAUUACUACCACAAAGUUUCAACUGUCUUCUGGAAAUCAGGAAAUGCUCUUUUUCACGCAUCCACCCUUCACCGCCUUUAUCACUUAUCAAGAGAAAUGCGAAAGAAUCUCACACAAGAGGAGAUGCAGAGGAUGUCCACUCGAGUCCUUUUGGCCACGCUGUCCAUUCCAAUAACUCCAGAGAGAACUGAUAUUGCUCGUCUCCUGGAUAUGGAUGGAAUCAUCGUGGAGAAGCAGCGGCGCCUGGCCACCCUGCUGGGGCUGCAGGCCCCCCCGACACGGGCCAGCCUCAUCAAUGACAUGGUCAGGUUCAAUGUAGUGCAAUAUGUUGUCCCAGAAGUGAAAGAACUUUACAAUUGGCUUGAAGUAGACUUUCACCCGCUAAAGUUGAGUGCCCGUGUCAGCAAGGUUCUGAACUGGGUGAAGGACCAAGCUGAAAAGGAACCUGAGCUGCAGCUGUACAUUCCUCACCUGCAAAACAACACCAUCCUUCGCCUUCUGCAGCAGGUGGCCCAGAUUUAUCAAAGCAUUGAGUUUGCUCGUCUGUGCACCCUGGUUCCUUUUGUGGAUGCUUUCCAGCUGGAGCGCUGUAUCGUGGAUGCAGCCAGGCAUUGUGACUUACAGGUUCGCCUUGAUCACACAACCCGGACACUGAGUUUUGGUUCAGAUUUGAAUUACUGUACUAGAGAGGAUGCUCCACUGGGCCCUCAGCUGCAGAGCAUGCCUUCUGAGCAGAUCAGAAACCAGCUGACUGCCAUGUCCUCAGCUCUGGCUAAGGCUCUUGCAGUCAUUAAGCCUCCUCACUUAAUGCAAGAGAAGGAAGAACAGCAUCAGCUGGCAGUCACUGCCUUCCUAAAAAAUUCCAGGAAGGAGCAUCAGCGUAUCCUCGCGCGCCGUCAAACCAUAGAGGAGAGAAAGGAGCGCCUGGAAAGCUUGAACAUCCAGCGUGAAAAGGAGGAGCUGGAGCAGCGGGAAGCAGAACUGCAGAAAGUGCGGAAAGCUGAGGAGGAGAGGCUGCGCCAGGAGGCAAAGGAGAGGGAGAAGGAGAGGAUCCUGCAGGAGCAUGAGCAGAUCAAAAAGAAAACUGUUCGGGAGCGCUUGGAGCAGAUUAAGAAGACUGAACUGGGAGCCAAAGCAUUUAAAGAUAUUGAUAUUGAGGAUCUUGAAGAAUUGGAUCCUGACUUUAUUAUGGCUAAACAAGUGGAACAGCUGGAAAAAGAAAAGAAGGAACUUCAGGAACGACUGAAGAAUCAGGAGAAAAAGAUUGACUACUUUGAAAGAGCGAAGCGCUUGGAAGAAAUUCCUUUAAUAAAGACUGCUUAUGAGGAGCAAAGAGUGCAUGAUAUGGAGCUGUGGGAGCAACAGGAAGAAGAAAGGAUCACCACCCUGCAGCUGGAGCGUGAGAAAGCCCUUGAGCACAAGAGCAGACUCUCCAGGAUGCUGGAGGAUAGAGAUUUAUUUGAAGCCAGGCUCAAGGCAUCACGACGAACAGUUUAUGAGGAUAAGCUCAAGCAGUUCCAGGAGCGGUUGGCAGAGGAGAGGCGGAACCGUCUGGAGGAACGCAAGAAGCAGCGCAAAGAGGAGAGACGCAUCACUUACUACAGGGAGAAGGAGGAGGAGGAGCAAAGGCUACGGGAGGAGCAGCUGCUUAAAGAGCGUGAGGAGAAGGAGCGCAUCGAGCGCGAGAAGCGCGAGCAGGAGCAGCGGGAGUACCAGGAGCGAGUCAAGAAACUGGAGGAGCUGGAGAAGAAAAAACGUCAGAGAGAAAUGGAGAUAGAGGAAAGAGAGCGCCGCCGAGAGGAAGAGAGGAGAGGGCUGGAUGACCCAUUUUCAAGGAAGGAAUCUCGUUGGGGUGACAGGGAGUCGGAAAGCUCCUGGAGAAGAGGAGGUGAGCCGGAAUCUGAAUGGCGUCGAGCACCAGUGGAGAGAGACUGGCGUCGAGGAGAUCCAAGAGACGAUGAGCGACCGUUCCGCCGCGGGGACGAUCUGCCUCGGCGAGGGGAUGAUCUGCCCAGGCGUGGUCCUGCAGAUGACAAGGAGCGUCCUCCAGAAUCAGCAGAGGACAGGCCACCUAGACGGGAAGGGGACGAGGACAGGCCUCCGAGGCGAGAAGGGGAUGAGGACAGGCCCCCCAGACGUGGCUUGGAUGAGGACAGGCCGCCCCGGCGUGGUUUGGAUGAUGACAGGGGAAGCUGGCGAGCUGCAGAUGACGACAGGGGUCCCAGACGUGUCCUGGAUGAUGACAGGCCCCCCAGACGCGUCUUGGAUGAUGACAGGCCCCCCAGACGCGUCCUGGAUGAUGACAGACCACCCAGACGUGUCCUGGAUGACGACAGGCCCCCCAGACGCGGCUUGGACGAUGACAGAGGCAGCUGGCGCGCGGCAGAUGACGACAGAGGACCCCGGCGCGGGCUGGAUGACGACCGGCCGCCCCGCCGGGCCCUGGAUGAGGACAGGCCCCCCAGGCGUGGGCUGGAUGAUGACAGGGGCAGCUGGCGGGCUGCAGAUGACGACAGGGGGCCCCGGCGCGGGCUGGAUGAUGACAGAGGGCCCCGGCGCGGGCUGGAUGACGACAGGAUGGCCCGGCGGGAUGAGGACAGGGGACCCUGGCGGAACGCGGACGAUGACAGGCUCUCCAGGAGAGACGAUGACAGGGGCCCGUGGCGUGGCGGUGAGGACUCAAGGCCGGGUCCAUGGAGACCAUUUGGUAAACCAGGGGGAUGGAGAGAACGAGAGAAGGCUCGUGAGGACAGCUGGGGCCCUCCCCGAGACUCCAGACCUUCAGGAGACCGUGAAUGGGAUCGAGACAAAGACCGGGAUGAAAAUGAGAAGGAGCGGGAAUUUGACAGGGAGAGAGAUUUUGAUCGAGACGAUCGUUUCAGGCGUCCCAGGGAUGAUGGCGGUUGGAGGAGAGGGCCAGCUGAGGAAACUUCCAGCUGGAGAGAUUCAAGUCGUCGUGAGGAGUGGGACAGAGGUGGUCGUGACAUGAGAGACCGACGUGGUGAUGACAGAGAGCCACCCCUCAGGAGAGGACCCCCCCUGCGAUCCGAGCGGGAAGAGCCGAGCUCGUGGCGACGCGCUGACGACAGGAGGGAAGAGCGCGGGGAGGAACGGGAACCGGCGCGGAGGUCAGGCCCUGCUCCUGCUGCUCCUCCAGCUUCUGCUCCCCCAGCAGCAUCCAAAGAGCGGGAAAGGGACGGGGAGAAGGAGAAAGGAUCCUGGAAAACAGAGAAGGAGCGUGAGCCCGCACGCCGCACUAAAAACGAGACAGAUGAAGAAGGGUGGACCACUGUACGACGUUAAGUGGGAAUCACAGAGUUUAACCGAUGUUUUAGCUUUGAUUUGAUCGAAUCCACAGAUUAUAUUUGUGCUUAUAAACAUUCUGAAUUGGAAUUCUUUAACCAAUGUUUUGAGGUAACAUGAAAGCAUGAAUUACUUACUCAUAUAGAUUGAUCAUGCACAAAACUCACAGCAGAAGGUUGGAAAUUGAAUGCCAGUUUUUGAGAUAUCAAAUGAUGCUUAUUCCAUGGGUCAUUUGUUGCUAAAAUAAAAAGAAGCAAGCCCAACAGCUGUCUUCAGUACAGCUUCUCUUUCGCACCAAAAACAGGCUGCCCUUUUUAUUUUUAGUCUUUCUUAGUUUGGAAUGGGGUAUUAUUGUCACAGGACAUGCAUUUGAAAACACCUCUGUUCACACAGUGGAAUUAUUGAAAAAGCAGAGCUAAAAGAAUUUACAUAAUUAGCCAAAAAGUAGAAAAGCCCUCUUUUACGUAGGUAUUUUUGAGGGCAGGCAGUUUCUGAGAUAUUUUAUCACUAUCUAAAUUCAGUAAGUUGUUUAAAUUCGAAUUGAAUACAAUAAACAUUGUGAAUUAGCUACACUGGGAUAUUUUCUGUAGAUUUACUUGAAUCCAUAAUGCCUCUGAGGCCACUUUGCAGUCAUUGUUCCAGUAAUGUACACACUGCUGCAGUGUACAAAUCAAACUUGCAGCUUUUACAAUUUGUGUUUUGGUAAGCAUAUGGCUAUGUACUUUCUGUUGCCAAUAUCACAACUGCUUUUUCCAUUACUGGAUAAUUCAUGCCUUUCAAGGAUUUAUAAAUAUUGUCAUAUUUAAAAUGUGUGGUUUUGGAGAAAUUGUUCAAUUUUCCCCUCAAUUCUUUGUCUUCAGGGUCAAUUCUUUCCCUUUCCAAAAAAGUGAUUUGUAGUAAUGGCUGUGUUGACUUCUAAGCUGGGGUGCAGUAACAACAAGGAACAAUCUGGUCACACUGAAGCCAACGCAGAACUUGCUGCUGUGUGUUUCUUCAAUGAUAAAUAAACAAGUUAAGGAAUUA